Molecule: messenger RNA, 3508 nt
Organism: Leptopilina heterotoma
Lineage: Eukaryota; Metazoa; Arthropoda; Insecta; Hymenoptera; Figitidae
Gene: Iru
Product: E3 ubiquitin-protein ligase RNF126-A
Exons: 8
Coding region: 83-1084 (333 amino acids)
Biological process (GO): ubiquitin-dependent protein catabolic process; protein ubiquitination; positive regulation of DNA-templated transcription
Cellular component (GO): cytoplasm; nucleoplasm
Molecular function (GO): ubiquitin protein ligase activity
Source: RefSeq, a predicted model, not a curated record
GACCGUGAAUGUUGGGGAAGUGCGCGUGAAAAAGAGCAGUAACCAGGAAAGAAAAGGAUAAAGAUACAGGACACCGUAAAACAUGGCUGAAGCCGUUGUGGAGAAUCCUCUGCUCACACGAUUUUUUUGUCAUGAGUGCAAUUCCGAAGUGGAUAAUUUACUACCCAAUUAUACGUGUCCUAUGUGCACUGGUGGAUUUAUCGAAGAAUUAGAAAAUGGAGGGAACAACAAUAGUUCGAAUAUGGACCUCGGUAGUGAGGAUGCAGACAUUGAUGUGGAUAUUACAGGAAUGAGUUUACCGGAAUUUCUUGACGAUCAAGAUCAAGAUGAAUUGCAGUCAGUUGGUCUUUCGCUCAUUACCAAUCAGGGUCCAAUCAGUACAGGCAGUAGGGCCUUUAGGCAAAGACCCUAUCAAACACGAUCGUCUGGUGAAUCACGUGCUUCUGGAAUUCACGGUAGCAGGUAUCAUCGUAGUAAUCUAUCCCGUAAUCGUGGUCGACAGCAAGACACACCAAUGACAAUUGAUAAUUUACUUCACGAUUUUAUUUUCAAUUUAUCUGGUGUUGGAUUUGGUGUACCGUCUCAACAGGGUGCGGCAAUUCCUCCCAUAUUCAAUCUUAGACUGCUGAUAGGCAAUCCAGGGGAUUAUGUUUGGGGUCGCGAAGGUUUAGAUGCUAUUGUAACGCAAUUAUUGAAUCAAAUGGAUUGCACUGGCCCACCGCCAUUACCUAAAAAGCAAAUUGAUGAAAUUCCUACAACAGAAGUAUCUCAAAGUCAAGUUGAUAGCAAAUUACAGUGUUCUGUUUGCUGGGAAGAUUUUAAGCUUUCCGAACCGGUGAGGCAACUUCCUUGUCAACAUGUUUAUCACGAACCAUGCAUUGUUCCCUGGUUGGAAUUGCAUGGAACGUGUCCAAUCUGUAGACAAAGUUUGGGAGAACAAAAUACUGCUGAAGCUAAUCAGGACACUGUUGGACCAAGUUUAGCCGCUUUAUUCAGGGCCGCUAAUGAAUCGAAUACCAGCAGGUCACCUUCUACGUCGUCAACGGACAGCAACGUAAGGAAUGAUUCUUCUAAUGAAAUUUGAAACCAAUUAGCUCACUCAUCAAUUGACCUCUUCUUUCAGCCCUCCCCGAACAUGUAGUUGUAACAUAUUCAUCCUUUUUUUCACCCCCUACUUCCCCGUCUUCUCCACCCCCUCCCCCUAUUAAGACUUUUCAACUCUUUUAAUAAUUUCAUCAUUACACGAAUGUAAAGGUCUCAUACUUCUUUUUUUCCAAAAGGAAAAUAUAAAUCUAGAAAAAAAAAUUCUAUACUUUAUGGAUGAAGUAGAAUUUUUAAGAAAGAAUACGCGACUAAAAUUUCAGUCAUCAUCGGGAAAAAAUGUUUUUUUUUUUUGUAAAUUUUCUUCUAACUUUACAAAUUGUAUUUAAUUUUUUUUUUUUCAAACAAAAAUCUGUGAAAUUUAUCGUAAACUUGAAUUUGUUUACGACGAAUUAUUUACUUGAUUCCCUUUCAAGAAUUAAAUAUAAAUAUAUAUAUAUAAAAAAAUGGCAAUUUUUCAUCUGAAAUACAAAAAUAUAGAAUACAGUAGUUUAUGAAAAAUUAAUGACAUUUGCUGUAAUUUCGAUUCGUUUAUCAUUUUUAUUUUCAUUUUCUUUGGAAAAUUCUUUAAAUAUUUUUUUAAUUUCAAAUUGAAGAUUUAAUUUUUUUGAUUAGAAAAAGAGGCCAAUUGUAUAGUUUUUUUUUCAAUUCACGUGUUUUUUUGGGAGAUUACUUUUUUCAACACCUGUACCAAUAUUAUUUUUUGAUCAACAAAAUAGACUAUCAUUCACUUUGCCAACAGUUUGAAUCAUCAAUUUGUCUGUUUCAUAUUUCAAACAAAUAAAGAAACGAAUGGUUAAAUAACUUUGCUAAUAAAAAAAAAAAAGAAAAAUUGACAAAAAAGUGACUAAGAAACGUAGUUUUCAUUUUUAGAAAAUGAAAAAAUUUAUUAUCUUGUACAAUUUCUUCUUUUUUUUUGCAAUUUGUACAGAGCAACAAAGCAGUAUAAUUGUAGAAGUUUUAGCUAGCACUUGUUGUGUAAUUGUAAUUUUAUACAAAUUACAAAUAAUUAUAUUGACAAUUCGCAUUAUUCCAAAGUGUAAUAUGAAAAAUUGUUUUUUUGCAACCGAAUUUAUUUUUUUGCUACAAUUUUAAUGCGAUUUUAAGAAAGAAAAAUUUGUAAUUAAACCUCGAGUCUUAAUGGAAAUUUUUGCAACGAUCAUUAAAAUAUAUAUUAGUAUUAAAUUAUUAAUAUAUAUUUUAAUAUGUAUUAAUACUAUUAAUAUACAUUGGUAUAAUAUUUAUAUAUUAAGAUAUUAAAUACUAUUUAUAAGAGAAAGAAUAUUCUCUCAUUAAAGAGUGAAAAAAAAUGGAAAUUUUUUUUUUCUAAAAUGCAAAGAAAAAUAUUUUUUAUUACUAAAUUGAUAACUGAUGGCAAAUGUUAAGGACAGGGUUGACAAAGUUAGGACAUAUUAAUUUUAUUUAUAUAAAUAUAUAUUAAUUCUCGUACACAUUGUACAGUGCUAUUAAUUAUAUAUCAUUAUUAUUUUUAAAAUUGAUUUUAUUUUUUAAAUAAUAGUUCAGUUGGAAAGUCAAAGCAGAAUAAUAAAAAAAAAAAUUGAAAAAACGAGAGUUUAUAAAGUCGUGGAAUUUGAUUAAAAAUGUAGAUAAAGAAAAUGAAUAAAUUAUUUCAACUCAUUGACAAUGUUUUCAAUGAUGUUGUGAAAGUUAAAUUAAUUAUUAAUUUAAUUAUAAAUUGUUUCUGUAUCACCAGUGAUGGACAAUAAUUUCUUUGAAACAAGAAAAAGAAAAUCUACAUUUUACAAAAUUAUUUUUUAUAUAUAUUGAAAAAUUACUUUUCAAAUUAUUGUAAUUCGAAAAUAAGUCCAUUGCUGCGUUCUAAUCGUUAUCCCAAUUUAAUGGAAAUUUUAUGUAAACAAAGAAUUUGUUGUUCAUAAUAUUGGAGGAAAGAGAAAAAAAAAAUAAGUCACUCGUAUAUUCUUAAGUAUAUAACAAGUUUUUCGUUGUUCCAUUACUUUUUUUUGUUAAUAUUUUUAGUGUUUACUUUAAGACAACGAAAUCGCAUUUAUGCUGCGUUGUAGAAAAAAGCAGAGAUUUUUCUAUAUUUUAAUUAAUUACAGAAUUGUUAAAAUCACGUGAUUUUAGAGAAUGCAAUUUUAGUUUUUUUUAAUAAUACAUUAAUAAUAAUAAUUAUAUUUUUUAUUAUUAUUAUUAUUAUUAUUUUCGUUGUGGGAAAUUUGAACGCACACUUUGUAUUAUCCUAUUAGGUAAUUAUUUAAAGCUUAUUUAUAUUUUUAAACACGUAUUCUCGAGAAAAGAAUUAUUGAUAUUUUUCGCUAUUUGAACGUGACUUGAAGCUAAUAUUUAUAAUAGUUUUUUCUCAGUCAAAUUUUAUGUAUAAAUUAGAUUGAUACAUUUAAAGAAUAAUAAAUAUAUUUAUUCCCAA